GGUAACGAUAGCGUCACUACACGCAGGACCCGCCAGUCACCACUACACCGACCUGGUAGCCAGCGAGGCCUGGGAGACCAUCCGUAAAGUGACGGGAAGCUUCGACGUGUUCAAGAUGCGGGAAGCCAGCGGCGGGAAGAACAUCAACUCUGAGGUGAUGAAGAAGGUUAUCCGUAACCUGCCGGAGUACUGUGACGCCUUCCUGCGUGAUCCAGGUGUCCGUAGUGCCUGGCACACCAAGCCAGACGUGGUGAUCCUGCCAGCCUUCAUGAACGAGUGUGGACUGGCACUCGUACACAAGUUUAAGGUCCCCUUCAUCUACAUCACCACCUCAGGUCUAACACCGUGGACGGCCGACCUGUUGGCCAAUCCCGAGAACCCAGCCUACGUGCCCAACCAGUACCUCAGUUAUGGUGCUAACAUGAACCUUUGGGAGAGAACCGUCAACACCCUUGUUAGAAUCAUCAGUCCCUAUCUACGCAGUCAGCUGGUGAUGAAGAGAGUGGAAGGUGUAGUACAGAGGUUCCUGGGGGACCCGACGGUGUCCCUGACGGAGGUGGAGAAGAACGUGUCCUUGGUCUUGGUCAACUCUCACUACUCCCUCGGCCACCCUCGGCCGCUCAUGCCCAACGUGGUGGAGGUCGGUGCCAUGCACUGUCGGCCCGCUCGGCCACUACAAGACGCUCAGCUGCGUCACUUCCUCGACUCGUCGACAGUACCUGUGGUGGUGUUCAGUCUGGGCUCCACCAUCCGCAGUCAACAACUGCCGCUCUGGCUCAGACAGUCUGUGCUGGCAGCUUUUGCUCGUCUGCCAUACCGUGUCUUAUGGAAGUGGGAGGGCGCCGCCAUCCCCGACCUGCCACCCAACGUCAUCACUAGCGCCUGGCUCCCCCAACAGGACGUGCUGGGUCACGAGCGCGUGCGCGCCUUCGUCACUCACGGAGGACUGCUGUCACUGCAGGAAGCUGUGUACCACAACGUGCCGAUAGUUGGUCUGCCCCUCAUGAGUGACCAGCACCUCAACGUGCGCCAGGCAGUGACACUCGGCCUGGGUCGUCAACUGACACUGGAGACUCUCACAGAAGACAAUUUGUACGAGGCCAUCACAGCUGUUGUCGAGGACGACCAAUACCGAGGACGAGUGAAGCAAACAUCAACACUACUACGAGACCAAGAGACUCCUCCCCUCCAGCGAGCUGUGUACUGGACGGAACACGUGUUGCGUCACGGCGGCGCCCCUCACCUGCGCUCACCUGCCGCCAACAUGCCGCUACACCAGUACUUCUUACUGGACGUGGCCGCUGUCUUGGCGGUGGCGGCUGCUGUAUUGGUGCUGCUGCUGUGGUGGACGACGAGGGCUGUUACCCGAGCCCUUACCAGAGCCCUUAGGAAGGCUGCCACCUCCCUCCUCACCUUAGUCAGGUCCCACGUCAAGCUGGAGUGAACCUUACACAUCCUUGGAGAAGAAAUACUUGAUCUCAGUCACUUGUCACCCGUUGUGUUGUAGCAGCGGGUGUGUACAGUCUUUGUUUACAUCCAUCAGCUGAUCCUUCACCACACGUCUCAACAUGUCAUCAUCACCUAUAAAAACUAUCAGUUUUUUUUACAUUUAUUACCAAAUAUUUUCUAUAUUUUUAUACUAUGACGAAUAAAUAUAAUUACAUUUA
Homarus americanus (American lobster) is the source of this 1667-nucleotide messenger RNA. Its product is annotated as UDP-glycosyltransferase UGT5-like. Gene Ontology annotation, molecular function: UDP-glycosyltransferase activity. Lineage: Eukaryota; Metazoa; Arthropoda; Malacostraca; Decapoda; Nephropidae. The coding region runs from base 116 to 1444 and encodes 442 amino acids. The transcript has 2 exons. The record is from RefSeq and is a predicted model, not a curated record.